This is a messenger RNA of Cucumis sativus (cucumber), 1175 nucleotides long. RefSeq lists its product as uncharacterized. The transcript has 3 exons. Bases 587 to 1003 code for a protein of 138 amino acids. NCBI's taxonomy places the organism in Eukaryota, Viridiplantae, Streptophyta, Magnoliopsida, Cucurbitales, Cucurbitaceae. The record is from RefSeq and is a predicted model, not a curated record.
CACCAAUGGGUUAUCUCUUUUAAUAUAGUUUUCUAUGCCUUUUGCCUUGAAUGAAUGUACUUCUUUGGGUGUUCCAUACCUUCUGUCAAACCGAUCUUUCCAUAUUCUUCACAGCUUUAUCAAUUCACUGUUAAUUUUGUUAACAAUUCUACGAACCCUUUCCGUUCAAUCCUACUACAAAAAGAUACCAAAGAAUCAAAUCCAAAAUCCCAAAACCCCAUUCGUCAAGCAAAGCUACAAUAGAACUUCGCUUUCAAUCUAUACCAAACCUAUCCUUUCAUUUUCCAUAACCCAAUUUCCCCUCUCUCUUUUUUUUCUUCUUCUUCUUCUUCUUCUUUGAUUCAAGAGAGAGAAAACGACUUCUGUUUCUCUUUCGAACCAGUCGAGAUCCGAUCCUUAUUGGGUUUUUAAUUUUUUGGACUCUUUUAUUUGUCUAUGGCGUUUGGACUAUUAUAGAGAGAGAAAUUGAGAGACCCUUUGAAGUAGAUAGAGUGAGAGAGGAGUUUAUAGGGCAAAAGGCGGCGAGAUCUCAAUACCCAUUUCAUUUGUUGUGAGUAACUUUUGUUUUGGGUCUUUUAUCGAACAGAUGGUAGGCAUUUUUUCAAGAUUUUCUUCUAGCAGAACAGGGCAUCGACGAGCGCAAAGUGCCCUUGAUGGGAGAGAAGGACUGCCUCCAAAUCCAGAGAGCACUGGUGUUAGUGCUACUUCUGCUACUGCUUCUCAUGGAAUUGAAGUAGCAGUGGAGUUCAAGCCUGUUGAGCAUCCAAUUGAGCCUCUGGACAACGAUCAGCCAAUUCAGUGCCCAUUGCCUGAACCUUCUAUUCUGAAUGAUGGAAGAAUAUGGAAGGAACGUGUAUCAAGUAUGCGAAAACUGCCAGAUUUACCCGUCAUGAAAGAAGCUGAAGUCGGCGAGACAAGACCACGACCAACACGCACAAUCUUACCAUCUAUCAGUGCUCCUGAACAUAACAUCCUAAACCUACUUGAGGAAUCCGGGAUAUAGCACAACUAAUUACUCUUCUCAUCUGGAAUUUAGAGUUCCCUAUACAAUAUUUUUUAAAGUUUUCAUCCCCUCCCCCUAAAAUUUUUACCUUUAUUGUUAUUUCAUGUACAAUGUCAUGUCACGGGUUCAGUGUUUACAUAAUAUAUCAGAAAUUUAGUGUUCAAAUCUUCAA